UCUCCAAGCACACACACACACACACACACACACACACUCACACACACAAACACAGAGAUAUGGUCCGGGGUACUCAGCUGUGCAGAUUUCAUUUAGAGGGGUCGAGGAGCAAUUGUCAAGACAUGGACUUUAGCCAAAAGAAGCACUGAAAAGCGCUUGACUGCUUGGACUGGACACUGAAUAACUCCAGCUGACCUUGGAAAACUGAACGGAGGGAAGUCAAAUUGUGUGACGCAAGAGUACAUCCAGUUCCAUAAUGGCCAUCCCAAAUGACCUCUCCAUUUUCUACUCAACCUCCUCCCCCUAUUUAACGACAGAGAUCUAUCAGAACACCUCUUUUGCCCCCUCUGCCCCCCCCUGCGCAGACUGGCCUCCUGUCCCCAUGACCACAGUCAUCCCCACCAUCUACAGUAUUAUCUGCGUGCUGGGAACUGUGGCCAAUGCCCUGGCAGUGUCCGUGUUGGCCCAUGCCAGCGCCUCAAGGAGAACUGUAGCUAACACUUUCAUGCUGAACCUGUGUGUGUCUGACCUGCUGUUUCUUCUGUCUCUCCCACUGUGGGCCGUCUACUACUCCCGGGGCUACAGCUGGCCCUUUGGCAAGGUGGCCUGCAAACUCUGUGGGGUGCUCCACAACCUCAACCUCUACGCCUCUAUCUUCUUCAUUACAUCCAUGAGCAUGGACCGCUACCUGGCCAUAGUGCAUCCGCUCCGCUCUCAGAGUGCACGAGACCCCAAACGUGCCCGUCUCACGUGCAUCCUGGUGUGGGUUCUGGCAUGUGCUUGCUCAGCCCCCACCUUGGCUCUGAGGGACGCACGUUACGUCAAAGGGCUUGAUGUGGAGGCCUGUGCGAUUUUCUAUCCUAAUCAUAAUUGGUAUAUGACCCUGGUCUGCAUGAAAAUUGUUCUGGCCUUCCUCCUGCCGCUGAUGGUAAUCUCUUGUUGCUACUGUGCUAUUGGUAGACAUUUGUUGGCUGAUACAGGGCUGGUAAGAAUGAAGAAUCCGUCGCACCCCUCCAACAUGUCCUCUUUCAAAUCCCUGGAGUCCAGUAAACCAGAAGGACCCCCGACCCCCUGUGUGAGCCCCAGCUCCUGCGGGGGCAGACCCCUGGAGGGCAGGGGCCUGGAACGGGUUUUGUGGACAGUAGCUGCUGUGGUCCUGGCCUUCUUCCUCUGCUGGUUUCCCUUUCACUGCGUGACCUUCAUAGACGUGCUGAAAAGUGAGGGCCGGCUGGACAGCUGCUGGGUAAACUGGACCAUCCAAAACCUCACCCCUCUCACCCUCUGCUUGGGCUUCUCUAACUCAGCCAUCAACCCCGUGCUCUAUUGCUUCAUUGGGAACCAUUUCCGGGGCCGUCUCGGGGGCCUCUGCAAGGGCCUCUGUGCUUGUUUGAAGGCCCGUGGGGAGGAUCACAGCCAGAAGAGGGGCUCCUUCAGCACCAGGCUGAGCUCCUUCUCCCGAAAACUCAGUGACCUGAAAGACCUUGCGAUUGUGGAGCCCACUGGUCCUGCCUAGACAGCAUUUUCCUUCCCCUCCACUGGCCUCACACCCCAAAGAAUGAACGUCAGAUUGACUGCUGAACUCCACUAAGCACGGAUGUGUGAAACAGAGCUGAUACUAUAAUUGACUGAGUGAAAUUCCAGCAGAGCUCAACUCUGCCCUACAAAGCUAGAAAAAAGAUAAAGAUGUGAAAAAGGGAUUUAAAGUUUUCAGGCUGGUUAUCUAAACCGUGUAACAGAUGAAAUCUACAUUUAAUGCCUUUAUAGGCAGAUUGUUUUACACUCUUGCUUUGGACGGUUUUAAAGCAGCUAAGGCAGCUACAUGACAAUGUGAAAACAAUGUGACAAUGUGAAAGGGAUUCACUUGUAGGGUGAAUUACUCGCUCUACUCAGCGUCGUGGAGCGUAAUAGCAAGUUUCAGCUCAUUGUUUAGCUUUCCCACCCCCAGCUUUACUGUUUUGGUUCACUCUCACUGCUCUCAUGGUGUUGUUUUCAGCCACAGCAGACAGCUGUUUUCAGUUAAAAAAGCUCUAAAAGUCCACUGUACACUAUGUUGUCAGCACCAAACGGCGGACAGACAAGAGAUAAUAACUCGCUGGUGAACUUAGUGGAGCAUGGAGCGGCCAGAUAUUUCUCUCUGGAGUUGGUAGACACCAAAAACAGAACUAACAGAGUGAAUAUGGGAUUUAGAUUCAUCGGGGGGUUAGAAACACGACUCCAAAUGGAUGAUCAUGUUGCUCUGUAACCGCUGGAAGUGUAAAUAAGCAACUGUUUACUAACAAGUUCUCCAUAUCAGUAUAUGUUAAAAGGUGAGGAAUCUGGCAGUUAUCAGUUAUUGUAGGUUUACGGGCGCAGAGAAAAACAUCCUGUAUGGAGUCAGGGGCUGAGCUCGCAGUUACAGCUACUCUGCUAAGCUAAUGUUAGGCUCGCAAUAUUAUAGCAGGACUAGUUUAGCGGCUGCUACCUUUCUUUGUUUCUUCAUCAUUGUAAUAUUUAGCUACUGCCUCAUUCAUAUGGGAUGAUAAACGUAAUUACUAAGAUACUGGAUGAUCAAAAUUGCUUUUUCAGUUACAGGAAAAGGGAAAGAGGAGGUACUUUUAGCAUGUGGUCUGCAGCUUUUCAACUUUGUUUUGGAGUCUUGCAAACUUUCCAUGCAGUUUUUUCUAAAAUUAUACUUUUCUGUGGCAUAAGAAUAUUUGAUAUAGUCAAACAAAUGUCAGAAAGUCAGAUUCUGCUCUUAAAUAAUUUUAUACUAAAUGUGUAGUUAGUGCAUUUUGGGUUUGUAGGGCAGACCAGGCCAAAAAGUUAAUGAGAUAAAACUAUAAAAGGAUAAUUAUUAACCAGUCAUAACAAUGAUACCUUACCUGUUAGUUUUUGGGACCAAGAUAUUAUAUGUGUAAUCCUGUAAUUUGCAACAUUUCUUUUUUUUGUAUUAUUCUUUAAAGAUAGUUUAGAAACAAAAAUCAACGCAUA
Xiphias gladius (swordfish) is the source of this 2970-nucleotide messenger RNA. Its product is annotated as type-2 angiotensin II receptor-like. Gene Ontology annotation, cellular component: membrane. Gene Ontology annotation, biological process: G protein-coupled receptor signaling pathway; immune response. The coding region runs from base 257 to 1513 and encodes 418 amino acids. The transcript is spliced from 2 exons. The record is from RefSeq and is a predicted model, not a curated record. Gene Ontology annotation, molecular function: G protein-coupled receptor activity. Lineage: Eukaryota; Metazoa; Chordata; Actinopteri; Istiophoriformes; Xiphiidae.